AUGACCUCCAUGGACGCCGAGUCGGUCGCGACGAUACUGUGCACGGCCAAGCAGACGAGGUUCAACAUUGCGACGCCUAGUUACCGCGAGCUUGACAUCGAAGGACUGAACAUCACUGUCAAAUCAAGCCCCAGAACACCCUCCUCCAUCGACGGCAAGAAAAAGGUUUCGUCGAGGGCGGCAAAAGCAGAGACGAGCAGCGUCGAGAUCCUGAGCAACGCCAAGCUGCGGCUCAAGGCCGGGCAGCGGUAUGCCCUUGUCGGGCGCAACGGCACGGGCAAGUCGACGCUGCUGCGGGCGAUUGCCGAGAAGCUGAUCCCCGGGAUCCCCGAGGAGACGAGGGUCGUGCUGCUGCAGCAGACUGCGAAGACUGGCGGCUCGGGUGCCGGUGCUGGUGGUGGUGAGGAGGCGAGGCAGAGCAUGAAUGUGCUCGAGGAGGUGAUUGAGCGUGCGACCUCGAGGGAGAAGGUGCAGAGGGAGAUCCAGCUUCUCUCGCAAGCAGUCGACAGCCCGAGUCCCUUCGGAGCACUGAAGGGACUGCGCAAGCUCAAGUACGAUCGUCUCCAGCAGGAGCUGUUUCUCAAGGACAAGGAUGCCAGGUUGCGCAGUGGUGCCAGGGGCCUACAGGCGAGGAAGGCUCUGAAAGAGAUGGAGAAGAAAGUCCAAGAGUUUAGGACAACCCAGUUUGAACAACCGGACGAUGAGAUAUCUCCAGAUACGCUGGCCCAAGAGACGGGCGAGGCUGCAGACAUGCUCGCCGACUUGCAUCUCCAGGUCGAGCCGUCCAGGAUGGCCCAGGUCGAGAGCCGGGCGAAACAGAUCCUCGCCGGUCUCGGGUUCACCGACGCGACAAUCCAGAAGCCCGUCAGCAGCCUGUCGGGAGGGUGGCGGAUGCGGACGGCUCUCGCAACGGCGCUGCUCCAGGACGACACGGACAUGCUCAUCCUUGACGAGCCCACAAACUUCCUCGACAUGCUGGGCAUCAUGUGGCUGCAGCGUUACCUCAUCGGGCUGGCCGAGGAAUCAUCAUCCACCGGCAGCAACGAUUCGUCAACACCGUCAUCAUCACCACCGCCGACGCUGAUCCUCGUCUCCCAUGACCGCGCCUUCAUCUCGCUCUGCACAGACCUGCUCAUCAUCCGCGACAAGGAAAUCACCUACUUCCACGGCAGCCUGCCCACCUACGAGGCCUCCCGCGCCGAGAAGAAGCUCCACCUCACCCGCAUGAAGGACGCGCAGGAGAGGCAGAAGGAGCACAUGCAGGCGACGAUCCAGCGCAACAUGCGCGAGGGCAAGGCCAAGGACGACGCCAACAAGAUCCGCCAGGCAAAGUCCCGCCAGAAGAAGCUCGACGACCGCAUGGGCCUCGAGGUCAGCAGCAAGGGCACCCGCUUCAAGCUCAACCGCGACCUCGUCGGCUACCACCUGACCAGUCGUGCAGAGAUUGACAUCCCCCAGGACGACAAGACGGUGCGCUUUGUACUCCCCGACCCUCCAGAGCUGCGCUUCCCCGGGUCCCUGCUGAGUCUGGAAAACGUCUCCUUUCGCUAUCCCUCCGCCACACGCGCGGCGGCGGCGGCGGCCAAGUCCUCGACACCGCUUGUCCUGCAAGAAAUCAACAUGACGGUCCAGAUGGGGGACCGGAUCGGCAUCCUGGGUCUCAACGGCAGCGGGAAAUCGACCCUGAUCAAGCUCCUCGUACAGCAGGCCAAGCCCACAACAGGGAACUUCACCGCACACCCGCGUCUGAGGAUGGGCUACUACUCACAGCACGCCGUAGACGACCUUCUCGCCCUGGCCAGCAACUUUGCUCGGCAGCCACAGCAACAGCAGCAACCCGGCGAGCUUACAGCCCUACGCCUGCUAAUGUUAGACCACACGACCUCCUCCGCCCUCGACGAGGGCGCAAUCCGCAGCCUCCUCGGCACCCUGGGCCUCCCCGGCCGGAUCGCGUCCGACGUGCCCCUCCGCAAGCUCUCGGGCGGCCAGCUCGUCCACCUGGGCAUGGCACGGAUCCUCGCCCGCUCGCCGCAGCUCCUCGUCCUCGACGAGGUCACGACCCAUCUCGACUACGAGACCGUCACGGCAAUGCGCGACGCGCUCAGGUCCUGGCCGGGAGCGGUCGUCCUGGUCAGCCACGACAGGUGGUUCAUGAGGGGCGUCAUAGAGGGCAUCCUAGGCGAUGGUGCAGGUGGCGGCGGGGGAGACAGUGGCGAGGACGAGAGUGAUGAAGAUGACCCGAGUGGUGACGCGGUGCCGCGUAGAAGGUUGCUCUACCGGCUCCGUGCCGGAAAAUUAUCUUUUCUGUCCGGUGGAGUGCAAGAGUUUGAAGACAGCAUGGAGAAGAGAGUCCGUAAGUUGAUGAAUGGUUGACAAGCGCAUAAAACGAAACCAAAGGCCGGUACUGUAGCAGCUCCGCCCUCCUUUAGAGAGCGUAAUUACACACCAUCCAACAUUCACCAUUCACAAAUGUGAGCAUG
Molecule: messenger RNA, 2480 nt
Organism: Microdochium trichocladiopsis
Lineage: Eukaryota; Fungi; Ascomycota; Sordariomycetes; Xylariales; Microdochiaceae
Product: ABC transporter
Exons: 6
Coding region: 1-2373 (790 amino acids)
Molecular function (GO): protein binding; ATP binding; ATP hydrolysis activity
Source: RefSeq, a predicted model, not a curated record